Rodentolepis nana is the source of this 1233-nucleotide messenger RNA. The record is from the annotation of a GenBank genome assembly. NCBI's taxonomy places the organism in Eukaryota, Metazoa, Platyhelminthes, Cestoda, Cyclophyllidea, Hymenolepididae.
AUGCAGGAUCUAUGCAUAAUAUACUCCAUUGACAAAGGAUCACCACGACAGACGGCGUAUUGUCGAGUAAAUAUUCAAGUCCUGGAUAUUAACGAUAAUCCACCGAAAUUCGUCUAUCCAACUCAAAUGAAUCAUACUAUUCACUUCUCGCCUUGGAAUACUCCCGGAAGCCCUCUCCUGAAACUGACAGCAGUAGACAAUGACGCGGGCGUCAACGCGGAGAAAAUCUUCCUUAUCGCAGAAGGAAAUGAGAAGGGUAUCUUUCAACUAGACAUACAAACUGGUGACCUGAGUCUCAAACCCGGUCUUGACCCACUGAAAGUUGCUGGUCGAUACAAUCUCAAAUUAGAGGUUCGAGAUGACGGAUCGCCAUCCUUGUCUAGCUUCACCUAUAUAACUGUGAUUCUUGAUGCUUCUCGUCCACCUCCAAGCCCAUCAGUUUUUCCUUCAGGUAAAAAGCCAAUUGAUCAUACGCCCGUGAAGGGACCAAACCAGAACUUCAAACCCAGUCGCAAUCAGCGCGAUCAACAACUCCCUUACACGGAUGCCCGUCGACCUCCAACUGAAUCACACCCAGAAUGGAUUGAUUCAGGAAUCGGUGGAAGCAUCUUCGGUGGAGAGCACACUCUCAUUUUAAUCAUUUGUCUCUCAGCAAUCGCCACAAUGCUUGUUCUCAUUCUCUUCAUUAUUCUUGCAUGGAUGAGGAGACGUAGCCUACUCGCAUCUACUAGGCGUGGAGGUCAUAGAAUGAGUCCAGGUGGUCAAGGACACUUGAAAAACGUGUUUAUUGAGAGUACCCCAAGGGCUAUAAACAUUGGUUCCUCGGGUAGCUGGGGUGAUGGUGGGAAGAUGGAUGAAAAUUUGGCAAAUGAAACUCUAGGUAAACGUUCUUCUCCGGUAUACUGGUUAAAAGCUUCAACUGGAUCGAAAGGUGCCUUGGAUGGAAAAAAUAUCCACCUACAACCUGUGAAAAGCAGCGGUUCCGACUUUUCUGACGAUACCCUUCCACCAUCAAUGUUCCGUGGAGACCCACAGCAAGCGAAUAAUUGUCUUUACGCCACAUCUCCAGCCCGACAAGUGGUCUAUCAUAAUUCAAAUAUAUCUGGACCAGCACCGGUGAUUACUUGUGAUAAUAGGGGAGAUACCUACCUAUCGAUACCUUCGACCAGUUUCUCUGGAGUUCCCACGAAGUAUAUUGUUGAUUUCCCCGUUGGAUCGGGUAAGGAUAAGUAA